Molecule: messenger RNA, 1134 nt
Organism: Capsaspora owczarzaki ATCC 30864
Lineage: Eukaryota; Filasterea; Ministeriida; Capsasporidae
Exons: 4
Coding region: 356-916 (186 amino acids)
Molecular function (GO): ornithine decarboxylase inhibitor activity
Source: RefSeq, a predicted model, not a curated record
CUCACUCUUGAAUUUGCUUAGCGUUAUCGCUUGUCACUUUCGCCCUUUUUCCCCAAAACCAAACCCCACACAGCAACGCUGUCAGCCUUUACGCUCCCCCGCGCGUCCCGCACCACCCCCACGACCACCACCACCAACCCUUCGGGUGAAUCUUCCGGCGGUGUCUCCUCAAUCCAACCAUUGUUAUUACAAUCAAUGAGACUGGACCUUUAAGCUUUAGCGAUCUUUUUUCUUUUUUUCUUCUUUUUCCUUCUACACGCGGUUUUUUUUUCUUCAGCAUUUCGUCUGUUGUUCGUUUCGCUUCUUCGCCUUCCAUUCUUCCCUCCCCCAUUUCAUCACCUCAUUCUCUGCAACCAUGGCGCCCCCCGCACUCGAGUCGUCCUGCAACACCCUCGUCGCCCCGGCUUCGCCCGCCGCUUCGAACACCCGCGCGGCCAAGACCAACCCCGCUGCUGGCUCGACGGCCCUCUUUGGCCAGACCCGCGUCACGUCGUACCCGGCUGCCAACGCCCCGUCUGACGGCGGCUUUGCCACUCUGCUGAGCGCCGAGCAGCGCGCCGCAGACCAGCUGGCCAAGGUGUUUGUCGCCGCCCCGCUCGACCUGGUCAACCACCACUCGCCCACCUGGACGGCCAUGCUCACCGUGAACAGGCGCUUUGUCAUCCAGCCCCCGUCGUCGGCUGCCGCCGCCCUUGGCGCCAAGCAAACCCUUGUCGUGCUCCUCGACCUGGCUGAGCACCACCUCUGCACUGAGGUUUCGCUCGUCGUUCUCCGCAACGCCGAGUCUGCUGACGCCAACGCUGAGACUGAUGCCCUCGUCCGUGGCCUCGUCUACCUCGGCUUUGCUCUGGCUGCGCCCGGCUCUGCCAACCAGCUUGGAAACUCCUCCUACCACACUCUGACCUACUCGCUCUGAAAAACAAAUGCGAGUCGACUUGCACCUUUCGUGCCACAGUUGAGCGUUCGCUUCCUGUCACGCUGUGCUUGUUUCUUUCUGUCAAUCACCCGACCGACCGACUGUUGUCGGCUGUCCUUGUGUGUAUGUGUGUGUAGCGGACAUUGGAACUUGAGGUUUGCAUGCUCACAACACUUGUCCAAAACAAAAAAAAAAACCAAAUAAAAAGUACAAAACUC